AUGGCACCUCAAUAUGGCCCGUCACGACUGAACUUUAGAUCAAGUCCAAACUUCAUUAGAGGCUCUGUGGCAAUAGGCCUCUUCACUGAUCUCCUUCUUCACGGCAUUAUAGUGCCUGUACUUCCCUUCAUCUUACAUGAUCGACUUCACCUUCCUGACUCCCAGGCCCAAUUAUGGGCAUCAAAGCUACUAGCCAUAUAUGCAGCAUCUACCGUUGUAUUCUCCAUUCCGUCGGGAUGGCUUGCCGAUAGAUGCAGUACUCGUCAACUCCCAUACCUUAUUGGCCUGUUUCCAUUGAUUAUAGGAAUCGUUCUUUUCAGCCUUGGCCGAUCUAUGGCAGUUUUGAUCCUCUCAGUACUACUUCAAGGUACAUCAGCUGCAUUAGUACGUUCAGUUGGGUUCGCUAUGGCUCAAGAAAGUAUCGGAGGAGUAAAUACGGGAAAGGUCCUUGGGACGAUCAAUUCCUUCGGCAUGAUCGCACAGGUCAUAGCUCCCAUCGUCGGGGGCGCUUUAUAUAAUGCCACCGGCAUGCUUGGAGUCUUCAUAAUCUCCUCAGGAGCGUUAACAAUCGACUUGGUCCUACGGCUGCUUGUCAUGGAAACGAACAAGGAUACGAGCAAUGAAACAAAUGAAACUCCGCAAGACAACACUUCUAGAACAUACGAGCCAGAAAGCUGGGACUAUAUUACUGAAAACCGAUCUCUGCUUCCAAAGGCUAAUGACACAGCGGGUGAGCCUGACGGCGAUAUUGGACCUUUAGUGCAAGCCAUACCUGUUAUAUACUGUUGUCAUCACUCCAGGUUCGUGAUAGCCAUGGUGUCAUCAGCUACCGCGGCAAUGUUUAUUGGCAUGCUUCACGCCACCAUUCCUACUGAGGCUAGCCGUUUCCUGCAUUUCUCACCUCUUCAGGUCGGGUUCCUAUUUAUGGCAUUUGUCGCCCCUUGUUCGCUAUGUGGUUGGUUUGUGGGAUGGGCAGUUGAUAAAUAUGGGACUAAGAUAGUGGCGACUGUUGGUUUUACGUUUCUGGCAUUUCCUCUUGCUGUCCUUGGUUUACCUUUUCACGAAUUCGUGGCAGGGCACGCAAAGGCGGGACUGUUUAGCAUCAUUUUAUUACUGAACGGGAUCGGGCUGUCAAUAGUCAUCUUGCCUAGCUUCGUGGAGGCGAGCAGCGUCUUGCAGAGCUGUAAGAAGGCCAACUCUAACGUCUUUGGUGCUAAAAGCUCCUAUGCACAACUGUUUGGUUUUCACUGGGCUUUCUUCUUCCUCGGGCUUGCAGUUGGGCCAAUACUCGGACUUUCAUUAACGAAGUACGCUGGAUACACAGGCACAGGAAUUGGCUUUGCAUUUCUGUCGGGCGUUAUGGCAGUAUUGUCGUUUCUGUUUAUAGGUGUCAAGAAAGAAGCAAGAGAUGGGCGUAUGUAA
This is a messenger RNA of Fusarium fujikuroi IMI 58289, 1422 nucleotides long. RefSeq lists its product as uncharacterized. Bases 1 to 1422 code for a protein of 473 amino acids. Gene Ontology annotation, biological process: transmembrane transport. The transcript has 2 exons. Lineage: Eukaryota; Fungi; Ascomycota; Sordariomycetes; Hypocreales; Nectriaceae. The record is from RefSeq and is a predicted model, not a curated record. Gene Ontology annotation, molecular function: transmembrane transporter activity.